AUUCACAACCAGGGGCGGAAUGACAACUCAUGGGGCCCCCAGGCAAUAGGGGAUCAUGGGGCCCCUGUGUUCCUGCCCACACUCAAAAAAAGCCUAUAAAAGGUACCAGGGGCAUUUCAUGCCUGAGUUCUCCAAUGACACCGGGGCCCCAUGAUCCCCUAUUGCCCGGGGGCCCCAUGAGUUGUCAGUCCGCCCAUGUACAGAUGUUAGGAGGGGAGAGGGAAAAUGUUUAAAAUUAGUUGGACUUUAACUGGAAUUCUACUUUACUUUCAUUUUUUUUUUUUUCAAUUGGAAAAUAACAAACACGUCUAUACUUACCAACUGUGUGCAGA
Molecule: messenger RNA, 332 nt
Organism: Staurois parvus
Lineage: Eukaryota; Metazoa; Chordata; Amphibia; Anura; Ranidae
Source: the annotation of a GenBank genome assembly